AUGCGUAUGCUGUUAAGAUACCUUAGAGGUGACAUGAAUGUUGCAGUUAGGUUUCCAAGUGAUUCACCAUUGUUGUACUCAGAGGUUUUUCAGGGAUCACACAUUGUUGCAUUCUCGGAUGCGUCUCACGCACCGUUGAAAGCGACCGGACGUCGUGGAAUUUCAGGAGGUGUUCUGACUUUUCAGGGAUGUACGUUGAAAACGUUGUCCAGGCAUCAAGCCCUGGUAUCACUGAGCUCUAUGGAGAGCGAGCUGUACGCACUUCAGAGUGUGAGUCAGGAGAUGGUAUCUAUGGGAAAGAUGCUUGGGAGAAUUCUGUUUUCCUUCAAGGAGAUUGAUUCCAGUGAGAUUCCAGGAGUUCUGCGAACUGACUCUGAGUCGUCGAUCAAACUGUUGAAAGGUUUGGAUUUACCACGAAAAUCUCGACACCUUGAGAUUCGGAUUGAAUGGCUUCGAGAGAAAGUGGAACUGGGAAAGUUGAAAAUCCACUAUGAGAAGGGGUCCAAUAAUCCAGCUGACGCUUUGACAAAAUGCCUGGGGAGCUCAAUCUUUGGGAUACACAGAGCAGCAAUGGGUUUCGAGGUUUUGGACGCUCCUCUGGGAGCUAUCAUGGCCAUUUCGAGUGGUUUUGUGUUCAUUGAGGUGUGUUGCAAACCGGACUCCAGCAUUUCCAAGGACGGAGAACCGGUUGGAAAGGUGUUGAAGUUCACCAGUAACAGCAAGUUGAUGGUUGGUCGAUUGGCCAAGGACUUUGGACAGUGUCACUGCACUCAGAAACAUGCUGGUUUGACUGAUGUGGAUUGGGCAAAUGCAGCUGGAUAUAGUGGUUUGACAGAAGAUGAGGAGAAGCAGUUGAAAGCACUGUUGAAUAAGGCUCAGCAGGCUCCGGAGGCGUCUGGUGGAUCAGCAAUGACUGAUGCUUCCAAGCGUUUGAGGGGAGAGAGUGAUUCGGACUUUGAAGCAGUUGGAUCUCCAACUACUCCAAGUGAGCUCUUCCGAAGUGAAGAUCGCAAGGAGGUUCCAUUGCCAAAGAAUUGCACUCUGAAGGAGUGGUCUCACACGGUGUGCCAGCUUCCGAAAGUCAAUGGUGAGCCGAAGUGGAACGGAAAGACUUAUUCUGAACUGCUUAGGAUGGCUAUUGACGGUGACAUUGAGCUGGACAAGUAUCUGGGAUUCAUUUUCAAGACGUAUCAUGGGUCCUAUGAUGGAACUCACAAGUCUCAAGCCGUGGACUUGGCUGGGAGAUUGAACACUCCGAUCGAAGUGGCGGCCACUAUCGGUGAGGCGGCGGACGAAAGCACUCCCGAAACUGGAACAUCGGGCGACGGCACUUCAUCCAAUCGAGCUGCAUCUUCAGCAGCACCUCCAUGGAGAGCGAUCACGGAUACCAUCGAUGCGAGCACCAUUGGUGGUACUGAGCCUUUCAUUGCUGUUUUGGCCAGACGGAUGUAUUCCGAUGGGGCAUGCGCAGAGCUUGGCUGGCACAGUUCAACUGAAAUCGCGUGCUGA
Molecule: messenger RNA, 1509 nt
Organism: Cladocopium goreaui
Lineage: Eukaryota; Dinophyceae; Suessiales; Symbiodiniaceae
Source: the annotation of a GenBank genome assembly